Danaus chrysippus (African queen) is the source of this 1173-nucleotide messenger RNA. The record is from the annotation of a GenBank genome assembly. Lineage: Eukaryota; Metazoa; Arthropoda; Insecta; Lepidoptera; Nymphalidae.
AUGUCGCUCGUUUUUGAAUCAAGUGAUGUGAGGUGGCCCCCGCCGCUACCGAGUACGCCGUCCACCGUGGAUCUAAGGUACGGCGCCAUGGCGGCGACCACGUAUAUGCCGGGAGAGCUGGAUCUCGGCAGCAUCAGCGGCUAUCACGCUGCGUCGCCGCGCAGCGCUGAGCCGGCUGACAUGAAGUACCAGCACCACCUGCACGCUAGCGGGUCCCCGUCUCCGGGCGCGCCCGUGGGUCUCAACCCGUGGGCCUCGCUGCCGCCCGGCGACCCCUGGUCCAUGCAUCAGCACCACACUCAUGUGCAUCAACCUGACGUGAAGCCACCGGCCGCUCCACACGAUCACCGUCACCUGCAAGGCCAUGGUUGGCACGCACCGGUUGUAUCGGCACAUUACGGGGCCGUCUCGCCCUACCCGGUGCCCAUGCACCAGCACCACAUGCUGCGGGACGUGCAGCCCUCGCCGCAUCCCAUGCAUCAUCAUCACGCGCUCGAACGCGACCAGCCAGAAGAGGACACACCGACCAGUGACGACCUAGAAGCGUUUGCCAAACAAUUCAAGCAACGCCGCAUCAAACUCGGCUUCACGCAGGCCGACGUAGGUCUCGCAUUAGGAACCCUUUAUGGCAAUGUGUUCUCUCAAACGACGAUAUGCCGAUUUGAGGCUCUACAGCUCAGUUUCAAAAACAUGUGUAAAUUGAAACCACUUUUGCAAAAAUGGCUAGAGGAAGCCGACUCGACGACGGGUAGUCCGACCAGUAUCGAUAAAAUAGCCGCCCAGGGUCGCAAGAGAAAGAAGCGAACAUCCAUCGAAGUGUCAGUGAAGGGUGCGCUAGAACAACACUUCCACAAGCAGCCGAAACCCUCCGCCCAAGAGAUCACGAGUCUGGCGGAUAGUUUACAACUAGAGAAGGAGGUGGUCAGAGUAUGGUUUUGUAAUCGUCGGCAGAAGGAAAAGAGGAUGACGCCGCCGAACACGUUAGGCGGUGAGAUGUUGGACGGGAUGGGUCACGGGCACUACGGGCACGACGUGCACGGCUCGCCGCCGCUGCACGCUCACUCGCCGGCGCUGUCGCCGCACGCGCAGCACGGCCAGCACGCCCCGCACGCGCCGCACUCGCAGCACCCGCAGCACGGCCUCCAGAGCGCGCACACCCUGGCCGCACACUAA